CGAAGAAUUCCAACGCAACUGACGAAAACGGGCGACCGUUCAAAAUUUUAAAAAAAGAAAAAUCUCCCUCGUUCAGAAUUCCGAUGCAAUCCCUGUUUUUCUUCCUCUACCGCUUUAAAGACCCCAUCAAAGUCCUCCUCAAACCAAUUCAACGCCUCCUCUCCUUUCUCGCCAUGGACCCAAAACCCCAGCAAGAUCAAAACCCCAACUCGUCAGAACCGUCCAGUUCUCCUCCCCCUUUCGACCCAUCCAAGCCGUCUAUCCCCAUCUCCUUCCCCAUUACCAAGCUCCAAGACCUCCAAUCAAGAUCCUAUUACGAUUCCUUUCACUUCCCAUUCAACAAAGCAUCUGUCCCCUUGCCGCCGGGCUCCUCAUCGCCUUCCCGCCCGAGGAUGCUCGUCUGCCAUGACAUGGCUGGCGGGUACCUCGACGACAAGUGGGUCCAGGGCGGAAAUAAUGCUGACGCGUACGCAAUCUGGCAUUGGUAUCUCAUCGAUGUCUUCGUUUACUUCUCGCAUAGCCUCAUCACGAUUCCGCCGCCAUGCUGGACGAACACGGCCCACACUCACGGAGUCAAGAUAUUGGGGACAUUCAUCACGGAAUGGGACGAAGGGAAAGUUAUUGCCAAUACAGUUCUAUCUACAAAGGAGUCUGCUCAAAUGUACGCGGAGCUGCUGACAGAGCUUGCUGCCACCUUAGGAUUUGAUGGCUGGCUGAUCAAUAUGGAGGUUCAACUGAAUAAGGAGCAAAUCCCUAACUUGAAAGAAUUUGUCAAUCACUUAACUCAGACCAUGCACGCCCAUGUGCCUGACUCUCUCGUCAUAUGGUAUGAUAGUGUGACUAUAAAUGGCAAUCUUAGGUGGCAAAAUCAACUGAAUGAGCUAAACAAACCUUUCUUUGAUUUAUGUGAUGGCAUAUUUGUCAAUUAUUCGUGGAUGGAAAAUUACCCGAAACUUUCAGCUGCUGUAGCUGGUGAGCGAAAGUUUGAUGUUUACAUGGGUAUUGAUGUUUUUGGUCGAGGCACAUAUGGUGGUGGACAAUGGACUAUGAAUGUUGCACUUGAUGUACUGAAGAAGGAUGAUGUGUCAGCUGCCAUAUUCGCUCCUGGGUGGGUCUAUGAAACAAAACAAAAACCUGACUUUCAGACUGCCCAAAAUCGUUGGUGGGGACUGGUUGAGAAGUCUUGGGGAAUACAACAAAACUAUCCAAAAGCAUUACCAUUCUAUUCAAACUUCGAUCAGGGUCAUGGUUAUCAUAUCUAUGUUGAAGGCUUGGAAGUAGCAGCUGAUUCUUGGUGUAACAUUUCCUCCCAAGCAUUUCAGCCUGUCCUUGGUGGUUCCUUUGAUCCUAGUCAAAGUACUAUUCAGGUCUUCGUCAAUUUUAAGGAUGCGUCUUAUAAUGGAGGAGGAAACAUCACAUUUAAAGGAAGUCUUGAAGACAGUGCUUCUUUCAUGACAAGGCUCUUUCAGGGGGCGCUUCCUUUGGAAGAUCUACCAAUCCACAUUAUAUAUUCUGUGAACUCAGAUGGGAGCUCACUGUUGGGCUUGUCUCUUGGAUUCUCAAACACGAAUGGACGGGCCUCAAUCCUUAUUGCGCCGGGAGGACCAACCUUCCUUCCCAUGCCCCAUGCAAUGAAUAAAUUCGAUAAAGUCAUCACACCAGUCCGAAUUACAGACAUAGAAGGAGAGGACCCACAGCCCGGAGGGUGGGUCCUACAGAAGACCAGCAUCAAAUUGGAUGGUUACACUUUAACAGACAUUGACGUAGUCUGCUACAAGAAGAGAAAACCCAGUCUGCAUGGUUCAUCAUUGGAUAACACAAGCACUCCAAUCACUACAGCUGCAUUGGAUUUUAGUGCAUCUCUCGGCCAUAUCAUCAUUCGAACUUCUGAGCAGAACACAAUUUUCCCACCUGCUACUUCAUGGGCUGUCGAGGGUCAAGAUAUAUCAUGGGCCUCAGGUUCUCAAGGGACGAAGACUGUGAGCGUUAAGAUCAUUUGGAGUCUUAAGGAAGGAUCAGGAGAUGAUUCAAUGUUUCUGAAGUAUAAUAUCUAUGUCGAGGGAGCUGCCAAACUAGCAGUUGGAGAUGCAGGCAGACCGAUCGGAGGAAGCAAAGAAUAUCUUGGGGUGGCAAGAGUUCAGGCCUUCUAUGUAUCUGAUCUGACCGUUUCUCCAGGCUUUUCGAGUAUCAAAUUCAUCAUUCAAGUGUGUGGCAUCGAUGGAGCGGUCCAGAAGCUGGAUGAUUCUGCAGCAUUGCUAUUGGAUGUUAAAGGUUAGUAAAGGUUAUGAAGUUGGCGAUUUGCACAAGGAGACAUUGAAGAAGCUAUUCGCAAAACGCAUUCUAACUGUCAUGUGCAUGUGAUAUCCGCCAUGUGAUAUCCACAAGGAUUGAACAUGUUCUACUCCAGAAAUCAGGCCCAUUAAGAAAACCUGGACCAUUAGCAAAAUAUUACUGACAAACUACAUUCGACACACACAUGGGGCCCACGUGAUGAAUAGACCCAGCCUGAUUCUUGGGCUAGUGCAUGUUCUCUGUUGGCAUGUAUGCUGUGAAUUGCUGUCUUCUGUCCAUCCAACAAAUCGCCUUAUUAUUCUCUCCAAUGAUUUAUGUUAUUUUAAUAAAACCAAUGGUAGUGAUGGAGCCUUCCCAAUAUUUGAAUAAUGACUUUGGUAGAUAUAGGAUCAUAGUAGUCUCAUGUUGGAUUAUAAUCUCAAAAUUGCAUCCUCGUGGAGAGAUGCAUUUCUGUUAUGUAAUAAUCACAAUAAUAUAUUCAUAAUAAAAUCCACGGCAUUGAUAUUC
This is a messenger RNA of Magnolia sinica, 2799 nucleotides long. Its product is annotated as cytosolic endo-beta-N-acetylglucosaminidase 1-like. The record is from RefSeq and is a predicted model, not a curated record. Gene Ontology annotation, cellular component: cytoplasm. Lineage: Eukaryota; Viridiplantae; Streptophyta; Magnoliopsida; Magnoliales; Magnoliaceae. Gene Ontology annotation, biological process: protein deglycosylation. Gene Ontology annotation, molecular function: mannosyl-glycoprotein endo-beta-N-acetylglucosaminidase activity. Bases 84 to 2276 code for a protein of 730 amino acids. The transcript is spliced from 11 exons.